Seriola dumerili (greater amberjack) is the source of this 5278-nucleotide messenger RNA. It is a transcript of the gene iffo1b, whose product is annotated as intermediate filament family orphan 1. Lineage: Eukaryota; Metazoa; Chordata; Actinopteri; Carangiformes; Carangidae. The record is from RefSeq and is a predicted model, not a curated record. The coding region runs from base 1 to 1917 and encodes 638 amino acids. The transcript has 9 exons.
AUGCCAGAUCUGCAGCGCUUUAGUUUUCCAUACCAUAGCAUGAAUCCUUUGUUGUUGGCCAACGCGCAUCUCCAACAGCAUCCACAGCAGAACCAAACGCCCGGACACCCGGAUUCUCCCUCAGCCCUCCUGCCCGACGCCGUUUUCGGUGGAGCAGACCCAGCGUCCUUUCUGCUAGGUGAGCAGGCUGGCCAAGGGCCCGAUCAGCCGGGGCCUGACUUCACCGCACCCUCGCAGACCUCACCUUACCUCCACCACAACCACAGCAGCCACUAUCAGCACCGCGCCGUACCGCAUCCCCCCGCAGCCAUGGCACUAAGAAACGACUUAGGAUCCAACAUCAGCGUCCUCAAGACUCUCAAUCUGAGGUUCCGAUGCUUUUUGGCCAAAGUGCACGAAUUAGAGCGCAGAAAUAAGAUUUUAGAGAAGCAGCUGCAACAGGCGCUGGAUGCCAACAAGGGCUGUCAAGGAGGAUGUUGUGACAACAGGGCGCAUACCCAGGAAGCAGGUGUGCAGACCGGAUUUGUUGGUACGAUACCGCUCAGGCCGGGUUCCCUCCCCUUCCAUAACACCAACAACUCAGCCAGGAGGCCUACAACACUGUUCCCACCACCGCUCACAUCAGCUCCCCCACCUGCAGCUUCUGAAAACACCAGUUCAACCCAAACAAAUACCAGUAACCCAGUCAUCACCAUCAGCCAGUCCUCUCCCUGUGUGGACUCCCCUGGCUCUAAAACUGCCCCCAAUAACAGUGCAGGCCCGGGCAUCUCCACCAACCCUCCUCCACGGUUCCUUCCGGGCACCAUCUGGUCCUACAACCACACCCGCAAAUUUGGCCCCGGUGCGGAGCGUCUGACCAGCCCAGGAGUGUCCUGGGUGCACCCGGAUGGAGUUGGGGUCCAGAUCGAUACCAUCACCCCCGAGAUAAGAGCCCUGUAUAAUGUCCUGGCCAAAGUGAAGAGGGAGAGAGACGAGUAUAAACGCAGAUGGGAAGAGGAAUACACUAUGAGGAUGGAUCUGCAACAGAAGAUUGCAGACCUACAAGAGGACCUGCAGGAGAGUGAAGGCUGUCAGGAUGAACUGGCUCUCAGAGUUCAGCAGCUGAAGGCAGAGCUGGUUCUCUUCAAAGGUCUCAUGAGCAAUAACUUGUCAGAGCUGGACAGUAAGAUCCAGGAGAAAGCCAUGAAGGUGGACAUGGACAUCUGCCGCAGGAUCGAUAUCACUGCUCGUCUGUGUGACGUGGCUCAGCAGAGGAACUGUGAAGAUGUGAUCCAGAUGUAUCAGGUUCCUAACAACCAGUCAUCCUUAAACUGCCGCCGGAAACAAACCCCUCUGUCAUUUAAUGGGAGCGAGGUUGACGAACCCGUCAGCACCUCCGAAAGUGACGGCGGCUUGGUCAAAGACGAGGACCACUGUGGCUCAUCGGCCAAUCAGAUCAAUGAGGAGAUGCAGAGGAUGCUGAACCAACUGCGUGAAUGUGAGUUUGAGGAUGACUGUGACAGUCUGGCCUGGGAGGAGACUGAAGAAACGCUGCUUCUUUGGGAGGACUUCCCAGGAUGCACUCUGCCUCCUGACCCCACCCACCCACCAGGAGAGGAGGACACUCUGGAAAAGGUGAUUAACGACACAGAAUGUCUGUUUAAGUCCCGGGAGAAGGAAUACCAAGAGACAAUUGACCAGAUUGAGCUGGAACUGGCCACAGCAAAGAGUGACAUGAACCGACACCUGCACGAGUACAUGGAGAUGUGCUCGAUGAAGAGAGGCCUGGACGUUCAGAUGGAGACCUGCAGGAGACUCAUCACACAGAGUGGAGACAGUAACCCUGCAGCACCUGUGUCCUCCGACGAGAGCGACCAGAGGGAAAACGACAAGUCUUCGUCGUCUCCGCCUUCUUCCUCGAGUGCUGGGAGAUCUUGACACCUCCUCAACCCGGCAGCAACGGAAGCUUGAGGGCAUGUGACCUCCGCUGCACCCAGCUAUACAGUACCACACCAACGCAAUAUACACCCGUAACUAUGGCAACACCAUGUUUACAUUUGAACCUCCUCAUUUACUGACUCAUAUCAUCAUUUCUUGCGCUGUCCACGAAAAUCAGCUGUGGUCCGAGGAGGCUCUGAGCACUGAAGCUGUGGUUGAGUAGUAGAGCUGGAUGACGCUUGAAGAUGGGGAAUUUACUGUGAGUCAGUCGGCCUGUGUCCCUCUGAUGCAGUGAGGCAGGGCAGUGCUGUAAGCUGCAAAAAAAAAAGAGGCAUAGCAUGACUUUUUCACUACACACUCACCAACAAAACACUUGUUAACCUGGGCAUCUUCAUCUUACAAUUAUCUAGCACAUUUAAAUAACUGUAUAUCAUACAAUAACUCUGACAGCUUUAGAGCCAAAUCCACAAAAUAGUCCUGGAAUUUAUAUUCACUUACCAACUUAAACAAAAGCAGCAAGCAGAUUCAUUUCAGUGUAACACUGCAGUGGUGGUAGCUUGACCUGGCAUUGAUGAGCGUCAAAUAUGGGUUUGAUAUUGAUAAUGAUGAGUCUUUAAAGUCUGAUACGAUGUCACGAUUCAGCAUUUUACUGCCUUGCGGCUGCAGAUUAGCUUGCAUUGUAUCUGUAGUACAAACGGAUUAAACUGUGGGCAAAGUGAAGCUAAAGUCAUCUAUAAGUCAUCAAUAAGUCAUAACAUCUGUGCUUUAUUUAGUGAAACAUAAUGUGGAAAAAUUUAUAAAAAUAACCAAAACAUUAACUGUGUAUAAACUUGAGCAGCUGAGUUGUGUCUCUGCAUACCAACAUGCCUUGUCCCUCUAGCCAGUGUUGUUGGGUAUGAUAUUGAAAGAGUUUUGAUCUUGUUGGUCUAAUGACAUGAUUGUGGUCCCAUUCAGGUAAACUACCUGGAUUCAGUUUGACCAUGUUGUCUAUUGCUGAUGUACUUUGCAUUUCCUGGCUGACCUAGAGGUAAAUGUGGCAUUAAACCUUUUGAACAAAUGGCCAAAAAUAGCUCAUCAUGUCACAAUGUUUCCAACACAGUUAAAACAUAGAAUGGCAUUCAGAGAGCGCAGAUCUCCGCCGAGGUCAGUGUCAAACAACACACACCAGACUUUAGAGAAUAAAAUUCAAAUUCAUACCCUGGCAGAAAUAAACAGACACAGGUGAAAACCUUACCUUCUUGGCGGAGGUAAUACAUUUCAGCAGCACUUACAGCAUUGGCAGUAAGUACUGGCAUCAUUACGGUGUCUGUCUUAGGAAGAGCAAAGCACACCAACAUUGCAACCCUCAUCCACAGAGAAAUCCAUCCUAUGAUAAGCACCCUCAUCAAAUUCUCAGUGGAAAUGUUGAAAAUGAACAAUAACAACAUAACAUAGCUGAGCCAGAUGAAGAAUUUUGAAGGAAACUUGGAAGACAAAUGUUGUCAAUUAGAGCAUUUCAUAAGAAAACAAUAACAUGUUAAAUGCAUUGGACAUCACAGAUAAGACUGUCUGUCUGAGGUUUGUAUUGUCUUUAAAUGGUGCUGCAUGAGAAACCAACAGUAGUAGUGAAAGAUCUUGUCGGUGUCGGAGGGAAGCAUGUUUGUUUUGUCCAGUGCAGUGAAACAUACAGGCUGAUCUGGAGCCAGCUUUGCUCUACAGACAAGAAAAGUACUGUGUGUUGUAGUGCACCGACAGCCAAGUGUCAGGUAGGAGCUGUUAAUGAUUAGUUUUAUUUUCAGCAGUAAUGCUUAGUUUAGAGUGAAGGUCCUAUAUUGUUAGAGCAGAGCUGCAUGAUGAAUCAUUUUAAGGAUAGUGAAAGAACAAAAAGAUGUUUAGCCGGUUAGUGCCAAAAAUUAAAUGAACGUGGUCAUAUUAUGAAUCAACAGGAACUUGCUAAAAAAAAAACUGACUAAAUAUAGCUGCUGAAGCUAUUUCACCAAGGUGCUUGAUGUAUAUAACUAAACCUAUUUUUGAGCCUAUAAACGUUUGCACAUAGAAAGGAAGAGCAAAGCAGAAAUUUACUAUAUGAAACAAUCAGCACUAUUACUUGUAAAACAUGUAUCAAAAAAAUGUCAACACUGGAAAUGGAGAACUAUAUUUCUUCUCUUCAUAUUUCCUCAUCUUUGACAUAUUGCAGGUGGGGUACUAGAAUAAUAAAUUAACAUGAACACAUACCUCAUUUUUACUUUAAUGUUUUCCUGGGCACAUUUCAAAAUCAAGUUUAACUCAGACAUACUGCUGUGUGAGGAUACUGCUGGAAACUGUCACUGUAAUGGGGAACACCCCCUAUCAAACAUCACUGUUAUCAGACACUGUCUAAAUAUAGUCCUGGCUGUAGUUUCUUAUGUGUGGUUGAACCAGGUGAACUAUAUUUCCUCUGCUUCUGCUGCGACUCACACUUCAACACUUGGUUACAGUAAUAAAAACAGGAGGAUGCAUGUGUGGCUUUGUGGAAUCAGCUGGAUGCUGAUUUCAGUGUUUCACUACAGUUUGAAUACAGGACGAGGACGUCAGCGAUAUAUUGUGUGCGACAUAAAACACCAUUUCCCUUUUGUAUAGUUUUACUUUCAUGCACUGAGUGAGUCUCUAUGUAUGCAUGUGCCAGUGUGUAUGUUUUUGAGUGUUAUGUCUGUACAGUGAGUGUUUUUAAAGACUUUUACUGUGGCAAAUGUACAACAUGAAGAAGUAGAAAACAUAAGUCCGAUUUGGUAUCGCCUCUGUUUAACUUUAAGUUAAAUCUGAGACUGAGCGGUCUUUUGACAAUUACACCUCAACAAGUAACUAUAUAAAUCAGAUGACAAUGGAGCUCUUUUUUUCCAUAGUGGCUUUCUUUAUGAGUGUAUGUGGUUGCCAAGUAAAGUCAAUUUAAAAAUAACUCAAGUAAAAAAAAAAAAAUUGAACUACUGAAAUGCAAAUGCUUUAGCAAAAUGACUGUAUGAUGGCUUUGAUAUUAUAUGUAUAAAGGAAAUUAUAGCUUUGAAUAUAUACUUGUGUUUAAAGACUGCAAAGAAGAAUGUCCAUAGUCACACACCUGAAAUGCUUUCAAUUAAGAUACAUUGACCUGAUUGCCCUACGUAGCUUUUCAAAGGAUGUACGGUGGUUAGUGUUUUUUUUUUUUUAUUUUUGGUUUUUCACUUCUUAUUUUUGAACAUAUUUGGCAUCACACAACAAUUUGAUGAUAAUCCUGAGUAUUGAUCGAAUACUCCAGAUGUGCGACUUCACAGCUUUAAACAUCAAGACAAAGCAAUUUUGGCUAAAAAAGCUUCACUGCAGAGCAACAGUAUGUAAUGUGUCAAGAGAGACUGAAAGAAUAAAAGAUGCA